CAACACCAGCGGCACCAGCAAGAAUUCCAGAACCAAGGGGCAGUGGACAGCGCCCGCGGACAUGCAUACAGCAAAGCGAGAAAAGACGUCCACACAGCGCCUUCACAGACUUAAACUCAUAUAGUGUGUGUGCGUGUGUGUGCAGUGGUUACUAGUCACACAGCAGACAGGGGUGGUGAGCGAGACGUUAAUAAUGCACCCUAUGGACAGCUCGAGUUGACUCGGUGCAGCACAGCUGGUUUCUUCCACGGGCACAGAAGUAAGGUUAUACAAAGGAAGUAACGGGGUUCUACCUAGCUUAGCCAGAUUCGGAGCAGGUAUCAUCGUGUAUAACAUUGUUCGCGCUGAUGUAAAAACAAACACGCACUGACUCUAUGCAUGACAUGAUCUUUUCUUGUGUUAUUGAAUGAAGAUGCACCUAACAUAUAUCGAUGGACUGUAUGGGAACCGCCAUGAAACUCACUCUGACAUUCUGCGUUCUCCUCCUAACUUUAAUAAAAAGAAGCAGCUCAGCAGAUGCAGAGGAGAGGCUGAUGAACAACCUGCUCUCCCAGAAACGAUACAACAAGCUGAUCCGGCCAGCUAUUAACAACACACAGCGGGUCUCCAUUCAGCUCCAGGUCUCCCUCGCGCAGCUCAUCAGUGUGAAUGAAAGAGAGCAGAUCAUGACCACAAAUGUCUGGCUUACUCAGGAGUGGGAUGAUUAUCGUCUGAGUUGGGACCCUUCAGAGUAUGAUGGGAUUGACAAAUUAAGGAUACCUCCUCGACACAUAUGGCUCCCUGAUAUAGUGCUCUACAACAAUGCGGACGGCACAUACGAGGUGUCCCUCUUCACGAAUGCAGUGGUCCAGUUCAAUGGCAGUAUUUUCUGGCUCCCUCCUGCCAUUUACAAGAGCGCCUGCAAGAUUGAGGUCAAACACUUCCCGUUUGACCAGCAAAACUGCACCCUCAAGUUCCGCUCUUGGACUUACGACCACACAGAGAUUGACCUAGUGCUGAAGAAUGAGGUGGCCAGCAUGGAUGACUUCACCCCAAGUGGGGAGUGGGACAUCGUGGCACUUCCUGGACGGAGAAUCGUCAAUCCUCUGGAUCCUACCUAUGUAGACGUCACCUAUGACUUCAUUAUUAAGAGGAAGCCUUUGUUUUACACCAUCAACCUUAUCAUCCCUUGUGUGCUCAUCACCUCCUUGGCCAUCCUAGUCUUCUACCUCCCCUCAGACUGUGGCGAGAAGAUGACCCUGUGCAUCUCAGUCCUUCUGGCCCUCACUGUCUUCCUCCUUCUGAUUUCUAAGAUUGUACCACCCACUUCCUUGGAUGUCCCCUUGAUCGGGAAAUACUUGAUGUUCGCAAUGGUCUUGGUGACCUUCUCCAUUAUCACCAGUGUUUGUGUCCUCAAUGUCCAUCACCGCUCCCCCAGCACCCACACCAUGCCAUCCUGGGUCAAAGUAGUCUUUAUGGUGAAGCUGCCUGCCCUCCUAUUCAUGAAGCGCCCCCAGAACAGCUCAGCCAGACAGAGGCUUCGUCAGCAACAGAUGAAGCUUCGCAAGGCUGCACUGGCCGCCCCCCCUCACAUUGACUUCACUUCCAUCUGUUCCUCCUCUUCUGGACACUUCUACAAAAAUGCCACUUACUUUGUCAACCCUGCCAGGAAAGCAGAUAUGCCAGAUAGCUUUUCAAGCCAGCAGGACUUCCGUCAACGCGGUUCAGCACGCUACGGUCCUGAAGUCCUGGAGGCUGUCGAAGGGGUCCGGUUUGUUGCUGAUCAUAUGAGGGGAGAUGAUGAUGACCAAAGUGUGAUUGAAGACUGGAAAUAUGUGGCAAUGGUGGUGGAUCGGAUGUUUCUGUGGAUCUUUGUCUUUGUCUGUGUGGUGGGAACUCUUGGACUUUUCCUCCAACCUCUCUUUCAGAAUCACACUGUGACGAUCAGCCACCCUUAAACUUCAACUGCAAAAAAAUAAACAAAAAACAACUGACAGCCCUCUUUAUAUACAAAGUGCUUUCAAUGACAACCAUUCUGGUAAUAGCCCAUAUUUAAUAGCUAUGGGUAGUUGGCUGUGGUGUUCUGGUCAGAAGCAAUGCUAUUGGUGCAUAAGCAAAAGUUAUCCUUAAUAUUAUUACUUUACACUGAAAUAACAUGUUAUCAUAUGAAUGUAUAUGUAAAAUGCCAAGGAAGUAUAUACUGUACAUCUCUCUGGUAAUGAAUGAUCUGUUUGAAAACUUAAAUCCAUGUACCAAAUACCUUUCUGAAAUGGCCUUUAUUAGUACACUGAGAAUAAGAAAGAGCAGCCCAGCAUUUAAAUGUUGAAAUUAGCUACAUCAUUUGGGCCCUGCUCAUUGUCAACAUGUCGUAUUUACCAGGAUAAAAUAAUGCAAAUAGAAAACCAUUUAUUAUUUGCUUUAUUUUAACAUUUUAAUAAAAAAGCAUUUUGUGUGAUCAGGUUUAUGAAGCCAUUUUACAUCUAUUGAAGGCUUGGUUUCAAGUAGCCUUAUUGGGAAAAUGGUAUAGACCUGCAUUUAACAUGUUUCAAAUAGGCUAUACAAAUACAGUAAAACCCUGAUAAUCCAAACCCUGAUUAUCCAGACACCUUUAUUAUCCAAACAGCCCUUUGGUAACCUGGCUUGUUGUGUGCUGUGCUCUUCUGCCCUGCUGUUAAAGAAAGAGCACUAUUCAGCCCUCAGUCUUUGGCAGCAGAGCGUAAUGGGAUUGAUUAAUCUCGUUUUAGGUAAUGGGAUUGAUUAAUCUCGUUUUAGGAGCUUUCUUGAUUUGGUCGUAUAAACAAGGGCACAGUUGCAAUGUGAUUACCCAAACACGCCCUGGUCCUAAUUAGUUUGUAUAAUGUUACUGUGCCGUUGUUUGGAGGGGCUGUGAGUGAGGCUGUAACUGCAUUGGGAUGGUUCCCAUAGUUUGGUGUGGUACAAAGGGGAGUCUUAAAGGAAUCUUGCUGUUUUGGAGCAGCAGUAGCACAUUCAUUCCAAUUUAUAUUGCAAGAUCUCAUUUGAUGUUGAUCAAUUGGGUAGCUUUAUUUUUACAGUUCAAUGUUGAGAUACACUUUCUUGUUAUCCAUGUGUACAAAUAAAGGUUGUGCAAAUUUCAUUUAUUAUGCUUUCAUAGCAACACCACUGUUUUUAUUUAACAUACAACAACCAUCAUAGUUGGUGUAAUACCUACUAUAAGGCUGUUUUACUCAAACAACAGAUGUCAGGCUGGUGCACAAGACAACAUACUUUGUAACAAUGAAUGGAGUCUAUAACAGAUUAAAGAACUACUGUUGUUGUAAUAUAAAAACGGGAAUUCAAUAUUUGCCCACAGCUGUAGAUGCCACUUCUCUAUGGUCAAAUGAAAAAUGGUCUGAAGAACACUAACAAUACCUCAGGCUUCUUUAUGUAUUAUUACAUUGUGGUUUGAGGUGUGUCACUACAUCAUGGAAACUUCCUAGCUCAGUAUCUCGAUAGCAGUAAUAGGAUUUCAGCUCUUGAGUUGGUGUGGAUUUUGCAGCAGCAGUAAAAGGCUCC
Molecule: messenger RNA, 3513 nt
Organism: Acipenser ruthenus (sterlet)
Lineage: Eukaryota; Metazoa; Chordata; Actinopteri; Acipenseriformes; Acipenseridae
Product: neuronal acetylcholine receptor subunit beta-4-like
Exons: 6
Coding region: 432-1937 (501 amino acids)
Biological process (GO): nervous system process; signal transduction; regulation of membrane potential
Cellular component (GO): synapse; postsynaptic membrane; neuron projection
Molecular function (GO): acetylcholine-gated monoatomic cation-selective channel activity; transmembrane signaling receptor activity
Source: RefSeq, a predicted model, not a curated record